Molecule: messenger RNA, 6174 nt
Organism: Amblyraja radiata (thorny skate)
Lineage: Eukaryota; Metazoa; Chordata; Chondrichthyes; Rajiformes; Rajidae
Product: low-density lipoprotein receptor-related protein 5
Exons: 23
Coding region: 195-5021 (1608 amino acids)
Biological process (GO): nervous system development; canonical Wnt signaling pathway
Molecular function (GO): Wnt-protein binding; Wnt receptor activity
Source: RefSeq, a predicted model, not a curated record
GUAGUCAAUCAAACGAGUGGCUGGGCUUCCGCUGGCGAGUUCGGCAGUGGUUGGGGGGAGGGAGGGAGGUAAGGAAAAGUUGUCCAGCUGGCGACAGGGGAGCGAGCGAAGGCGCUCUUGUGUGUGCGUGUGGGGCGAUACAUUGCAACUAUGGGGCCCGAGUGAAACAUUUUCACUUGUUCCUCCGACUGCAAAUGGAGACUUUAUUACUAACGCUGAUCGCCUUCAGUCACUGUCUGAUUACAACAGGAUCGCCUCUGCUACUUUUUGCUAAUCGGCGUGACGUCAGGUUGGUAGAUGCAGAAUCGGUGAAACCUGAAUCUACUGUAGUGGUCAGUGGUCUGGAGGAUGCAGCCGCUGUUGAUUUUUUGUACACUGAAGGAGUGAUUUAUUGGACAGACGUGAGUGAAGAAGCCAUUAAACAGACGCAUGUGAAUGUAACUGGGAAUUUCCAAAAAGUGAUCAUCUCGGGUCUCGUUUCACCAGAUGGAUUAGCUUGUGAUUGGUUAGGCAAGAAGCUAUAUUGGACUGACUCUGAAACUAAUCGGAUAGAGGUUGCCAAUCUUGAUGGAAUGUAUCGGAAAGUCCUCUUCUGGCAGGAUCUUGAUCAACCAAGGGCCAUUGCUCUUGAUCCACAGCAUGGAUACAUGUACUGGACGGACUGGGGUGAAAUUCCAAGAAUUGAACGAGCUGGCAUGGAUGGGAGCAGUCGUUCCAUCAUUGUGAACUCUGAUAUUUACUGGCCGAAUGGGCUGACAAUUGAUAUAGAGGAACAGAAACUUUACUGGGCAGAUGCAAAGCUGAGUUUUAUUCAUAGAUCCAACUUGGAUGGUUCUUCCAGGCAAAAAGUUGUGCAAGGUACUCUGACUCAUCCAUUUGCCCUGACGUUGUUUGGGGAAACUUUAUACUGGACAGAUUGGCAAACUCGCUCAAUUCACGCAUGCAACAAGAGAACUGGUGAAAACAAACGAGAGAUACUCAUCAGUAUUUACUCUCCUAUGGAUAUCCAGGUCUUCAGUCAAGAGCGGCAGCCACGCAUUCCUACCACAUGUGAUGAAAUUAAUGGAGGAUGCUCUCAUUUAUGCCUCUUGUCACCGAAAGAACCAUUCUUCAAAUGUGCGUGCCCAACUGGUGUCCAACUGAAAAAAGAUGGGAAAAUUUGUAAAGAAGGUGCUGAAGAGGUGUUGCUUCUUGCAAGAAGGACAGACCUACGACGUAUCUCCUUAGACAUGCCAGAUUUCACAGACGUCAUUCUUCAGCUCGAUGAUAUUCGGCACGCAAUAGCAAUAGACUAUGAUCCAGUGGAGGGAUAUAUUUACUGGACUGACGAUGAAGUUAGAGCCAUUCGUCGUGCAUAUCUAGAUGGUUCAGGGGCCCAGACAUUGGUGACCACAGAAGUUAACCAUCCCGAUGGAAUAGCCAUCGAUUGGAUAGCUCAGAAUCUUUAUUGGACUGAUACAGGAACUGAUCGCAUUGAAGUGACUCGUUUGAAUGGCACAUCGAGAAAAAUAUUGAUCGCAGAAGGUCUUGAUGAGCCUCGAGCAAUUGUACUUAAUCCAGUAACUGGCUAUAUGUACUGGACGGAUUGGGGUGAAAACCCAAAGAUAGAGCGUGCAAACCUGGAUGGCACUGAUCGAAUCAUUUUGGUAAACACUUCUCUGGGUUGGCCCAAUGGCUUGGCAUUGGACUAUGCUGAAGACAAACUUUAUUGGGGCGAUGCUAAAACGGACAAAAUUGAGGUCAUCAAUGUAGAUGGAACAGGCCGUAGAAUACUUGUGGAAGAUAAACUUCCUCACAUAUUUGGUUUCACUUUGUUGGGUGAUUACAUCUAUUGGACUGACUGGCAGAGACGCAGCAUUGAACGUGUUCAUAAGCACCGUGCUGAGCGGGAGAUUAUCAUCGAUCAGCUACCUGACCUAAUGGGAUUGAAGGCAACAAGAGUUACAAAAGCAUUUGGAACAAAUCCAUGUUCAGAGAAUAAUGGUGGCUGUAGCCACCUAUGUCUAUUUGUGCCUCAGGGUCCACGUUGUGGCUGUCCAAUGGGCCUGGAGCUAAUAAUGGACAUGAAAACUUGCAUUGUACCCGAAGCCUUCCUCUUGUUCUCCAGUAGGGCAGACAUCCGUAGAAUUUCCUUGGAGACCAAUAACAAUGAUGUGGCAAUUCCAUUAACAGGAGUGAAGGAAGCGUCUGCUCUUGAUUUUGAUGUUUCUGAUAACAGAAUUUACUGGACAGACAUUAGCUUAAAGACCAUUAGUCGCGCUUUCAUGAAUGGAAGCUCUGUCGAACAUGUGAUUGAAUUUGGUCUCGAUUACCCAGAAGGAAUGGCAGUGGACUGGCUGUCAAAAAACCUUUACUGGGCAGACACAGGCACCAAUCGAAUUGAGGUGGCACGGCUGGAUGGACAAUAUCGACAGGUUUUAGUGUGGAAAGAGUUGGACAAUCCACGGGCUUUGGCUCUUGAUCCUUCUGAAGGGUACAUGUAUUGGACUGAAUGGGGUGGUAAGCCCAGAAUUGUUCGCUCCCAUAUGGAUGGCUCCAGUAGUGCCGCUCUGGUAGACAGAGUAGGUCGUGCCAAUGGACUUACCAUUGACUAUGCAGAGAAAAGACUCUAUUGGACUGACUUGGAUACAUCAAUGAUUGAAUCUUCAAAUAUGCUGGGACAACAGCGUGAAAUUAUAGCUGAUGAUCUUCCUCAUCCCUUUGGACUAACCCAGUACCGGGAUUAUAUCUAUUGGACUGAUUGGAAUUUGCGCAGUAUUGAGCGUGCUGACAAAAUGAAUGGACAAAACCGAACACUUAUUCAAGGACAUUUGGACUAUGUGAUGGACAUCUUAGUUUUUCAUUCUUCACGGCAAGAUGGUUGGAAUGAAUGUGUGCAAACCAAUGGACACUGUUCUCAUCUAUGCCUUGCUGUGCCAACUGGCUAUAAGUGUGGAUGUGCGUCACAUUAUAUACUCGAUGGCAAUAACAGAACUUGUAGUUCACCCAUUAGUUUCUUGCUAUUCAGUCAGAAGACUGCAAUUAGUCGUAUGAUCUUGGAUGACCAACAGAGUCCAGACAUCAUUUUGCCCAUACAUGGCUUGCGAAAUGUGAAAGCAGUGGAUUAUGAUGCUGUUGACAAGUUGAUUUACUGGAUAGAUGGACGCCAAAAUAUCAUCAAACGAGCUAGAGAUGAUGGCUCUCAGGCAUUUGUGGUCGUUUCUGGGCCAAAUCAAAGUCAAAAUCCAGAUAUUCAACCCCGUGACUUAAGCCUUGACAUCUACAGUCGGACUGUCUACUGGACAUGUGAAACAUCCAACACUGUAAAUGUUAACAGGCUAGAUGGAAAGCCCAUUGGAAUAGUCCUACGAGGAGAACAUGAUAGACCAAGAGCUAUUGUUGUCAAUGCAGAACGGGGGUACAUGUACAUCACAAACAUGCAGGAAAGAUCCCCAAAAAUUGAGCGAGCAGCACUUGACGGUACUGAAAGGGAAGUACUAUUUUCAACUGGAUUGAUUCGGCCUGUUGACUUGGCAAUUGACAAUAAACUGGGAAAACUUUUUUGGGUAGAUGCAGAUCUAAAACGCAUUGAAAGUAGCGAUUUAUCUGGUGCUAACAGGCUGACCUUGCAAGAUUCCAGCAUUCUUCAGCCAAUGGGGCUUGCUAUACUUGGAAAACAUAUUUAUUGGAUUGACCGCCAGCAACAAAUGAUUGAGCGCAUCGAGAAAACAAAUGGAGAUCAACGUACAAGGAUUCAGGGCAGAAUCGUUCAUCUCACUGGUAUUCACGCAGUGGAAGAGUUGGAUGUGAAAGAAUUCAGUUCACAUCCUUGUUCGCGUGAUAAUGGUGGCUGCUCACACAUCUGCAUUGCAAAAGGGGAUGGCACUCCACGAUGCUCGUGCCCUGUACACUUGGUGCUGUUACAGAACCUACUGACGUGUGGAGAACCACCAACCUGUUCACCGGAGCAAUUUACGUGUGCAACGGGGGAGAUUGAUUGUAUCCCAAUGGCAUGGCGUUGUGAUGGCUUUGCAGAAUGCGAUGAUAACAGCGAUGAGGAAAACUGCCCAGUCUGUUCUGCCAACCAUUUUCAGUGUGAAAAGGGCCAAUGCAUAGAUGGACGUUUACAGUGCAACGGUGAAGUAGAUUGUCAAGAUAAAUCUGAUGAGGAAAACUGCGAUGUCAUUUGCCAUCCGAACCAGUUCCGCUGCAACAGUGGUCAGUGCAUUCUGAAGAAGCAGCGUUGCAAUUCAUUACCUGAUUGUCUUGAUGGAUCAGAUGAACUGCUUUGUGAAUUAACUAAAGCCUCAAUGAAUGAGUUCCAGUCUCAGAGCAGUGCAAUUGGCCCUGUGAUUGGUAUAAUCCUUUCACUCUUUGUAAUGGGUGCCAUGUACUUCGUCUGCCAGCGAAUUGUCUGUCGUCGAUACAAAGGACCCAAUGGACCUUUUCCACACGAAUAUAUCAGUGGAACCCCGCAUGUUCCCCUUAAUUUUAUUUCACCCACCAAUUCUCAGCACGGCACAUUUACUGGCAUGUCAUGUGGCAAAUCCGUGAUCAGCUCCAUGAGUCUGAUGGGAGGGAGCAGUGGUGCCCCAUUGUAUGACAGAAACCAUGUGACAGGAGCGUCAUCCAGCAGUUCAUCGAGUACAAAAGGAACCUUCUACCCACAGAUUUUAAACCCACCUCCAUCCCCAGCAACUGAUCGUUCUCUCUAUAAUACGGAAAUGUGUUACUCCUCCAACAGUCCUUCCACUACCAGGUCUUACAGACAUUACAUAAUGCAAAGUAUUGCACCACCUACAACUCCAUGCAGUACUGAUGUGUGUGAUAGUGAUUACACUACAAGCCGAUGGAAGAGUCCCAAAUAUUACAUGGAUCUGAACUCUGAUUCAGACCCUUAUCCACCUCCUCCUACUCCUCGUAGCCCAUACAUGUCAGCUGAAGAGAACUGUGAAAGUUGCCCGCCAUCACCCCCUUCCACAGAACGAAGUUAUUUUCAUCUCUGCCCGCCACCACCGUCUCCUUGUACAGAUUCCUCCUGAUCAGAACAAAAUAAACAUUUUUAUAAUUCUGUACAUAGCUUUAAAUACAUACAGAGAUAAAGUAUAUUUUAUGAAUUAGAAAUAGCAGGUGGGUAGGAUUAUCCAAAGGAAAGUGUACAGAGAUUGUAAGAAGAAGCAAUGAAAUUUUGUACAGAUGGAAAGAAAAAUAUUUAUGAAUUUCUUUUUCAAGUAAAUACUCCACUUGCAUCCUUGUGUCAUACAUUUAUUGUACAGAGCCAGAUAGAGGAGCAAAAGUAUGAAACGUUCACAAAUGCUAGCUCAAGCAAUAGUAUGCUUCUGUGCUGUACAUUUCCAGUGAUAUUGGAAAUGAAAUUAUAAAAUGCAAUAUUCAUUGAUACUAAAAUGGACAAUUGUUUCUUUUAUACCUUUUGUACCUAUUUAUCAAAAUUAUAUUUUCUGUUCUUUAGAGUUUAAAUUUCACAUUGAUGAUAUUAUCAAUCAGAUUCUCAACAUGUUCUAUUAUUGAAUUAUGUUCAAAAUACACAACCAUCAAUAUAUAUACCACUAGCCAGAAUUUCUGUAUGUUCAGUAUCAGAGCAGGUUCAGUUGUGUAUCAUUGCUGUUUGUAAGGAUUGUUUAUGAAAUUAAUUAAACUAGGACCUAUCAAGCUCCGAGAGGGUGCAAGUUUAUAACUGAAUAACGUGCCACAUCUGUGUUGUAACUUAACACAGUUACUGAGAGGAAUCUCAGUGUGGGAAGUUGUACUAUACCAUUGGUGCAUUUAAAGAGUACACUUGUGUGGUUGGGAUGAAAAUGUAUUGAAUAAAAUACUUAACCCUAAACCUGACCUAAGGUACCUUCCAAUAUCCACAGCAGCUGAUGGUAUAAACAGAUCAGCAUUCCACCCUCUUAACAUGGAUAUUCCUUACUUUGAUAAGCACAAAAUUACCUACAAAACAUUACAGGGCAUAGUUCUAUCUGACUGGUGUGUGAUUUGUAAUUUGAUGUUAAAUUAUUUAUCAUGGAUGGCAAAACCAGACUUUUUCCAUUAGGACUUAUUUUAAUGUUUGGCUAUUUUUCUUUUGCUUGUAUGUACAGAAUGUUUUCGCUGUCACUACUGAAAGUAUUUGUAGAAUGCCCUUUGUAAAUCAGUUACAGAACCUUGCACACCAGUAAUAAAUAACUAAGAUUU